Messenger RNA from Phytophthora sojae, 600 nucleotides. RefSeq lists its product as hypothetical. The record is from RefSeq and is a predicted model, not a curated record. NCBI's taxonomy places the organism in Eukaryota, Oomycota, Peronosporomycetes, Peronosporales, Peronosporaceae. Bases 1 to 600 code for a protein of 199 amino acids. The transcript is spliced from 2 exons.
AUGAAAAAGGCUGGCCGACCGGUUGAAGCUAAGCACCCAAACGUGGUCUUCAACCGAUGCUCGGCGCACGCCAUGAACCUGCUCCUGAAGGAUAUCUUCAAGAUCAAGUUGUUUGGAGACGUGCUGAAGAAGGCCAUCAAGAUCGUCAAGUUUGUGCGCGCUAGACACCUGCUGCUCGAUCAAGUUCGGCGUUACCGGCGCCAGCUACAAAAAGCAAGGAAGGCAGGCGAGUUAGCGGUCCCUCUUAUGAAGCACUACACGGACAAAGAGAGUCAGGUGAAGCUGGACGAAGUUCAAGGUAUUGUCAACGAUAAGCAGUUUUGGAUCAAGGCGAAGGUUGUCGUUCGGCUGACGAAACCGGUUACACGAGCACUAGCUGUCCUGGAGACGGAUGCUUGUUCGAACUCAAUGGUCCUGCACGAGUUUCUUCGGCUGUAUCGGGCGCCAGAGUACACUGAAGGUAUCGCAGCUUUAGCCGGCAGCUCCGUUCAAGAUGAAAUUCGCAAGCUGAUUGCUAGUCGAUGGGACUUCAUUCGUCCACCGUCCGAUUCCACGACGGUUGCAUACCUGCUGGAUCCGUCCAAGGACAUCUUUAACUAA